Messenger RNA from Prorocentrum cordatum, 309 nucleotides. The record is from the annotation of a GenBank genome assembly. NCBI's taxonomy places the organism in Eukaryota, Dinophyceae, Prorocentrales, Prorocentraceae.
AUGGGCGGGCGGCUGCGCGGGCGCCCUGCGGCGGGCGCCGCGAUACUGCUGCGCGCCGCCGCCCUCGCCGGCGCCUGCGCCGGCCUCGCGGGCGCGGCGCCCGCGGACGGGGCCGCGCGCCCGGGCAGGAGCAUCUCAGCAUGCUGGCCAUCGGCCGCAGAGCAAGAGCAAGGAGGACAAGGGACCUCAGCACGAGGAGCAGGAGAGCGAGCGCGACCAGACGAUCUGGAAGGAGCGUUGCUUCCUCUCUUGUGCACUGCAGCAUGCAGGGCCACUUCGCCCCCCGUACAUCCCGCCCUGACAGGCUGA